This is a messenger RNA of Phragmites australis (common reed), 976 nucleotides long. RefSeq lists its product as uncharacterized. The record is from RefSeq and is a predicted model, not a curated record. Lineage: Eukaryota; Viridiplantae; Streptophyta; Magnoliopsida; Poales; Poaceae. The coding region runs from base 170 to 736 and encodes 188 amino acids. The transcript is spliced from 2 exons. Gene Ontology annotation, molecular function: acyltransferase activity, transferring groups other than amino-acyl groups.
CAAGAUAAGAUCAUUGGGUAGUGCAGAUACAUAGUCAAUUAGUUUUAGCAUUACGUUCUUAUGCUUACGAACGUGACCUCUUCUGUUUGACACUAAUCGCUACACAUCCAAAUCAUAUGAUUGCACCGAUGCGCACGACUUGUGGGCAGCAAAACCAAGCAACCCAGCGAUGGAACCGGCCGCCGACGGCGACGCGCACAGGCAGCGACGUGAAGAUGACCGAGCGCCUAUCGUCUCGCUCCGGCCGCUGGGCCUGGCGGACGCCGUCGACUUCAUGGCGUGGGCGUCGGACGACCGCGUGAUGCGGUUCCUGAAGCGGCCGCUCUGCGCCACCCGGGAGCAGGCCGUGGCGCAGAUCAGGGACACCGUGCUGGGCCACCCGUGGUUCCGCGCCAUCUGCGUCGCCGGUCGCCCCGUGGGCCAGGUCUCCGUCUGGCCGUACGCCGACGAGGGUGGUCACAGGGCCAACCUCGGCUACGCCCUGGCGCGCGACCACUGGGGCCGGGGCAUCGCCGCCGCCGCCAUCAGGAUGGUGGUGGCGAGGGUGUUCGACGAGCUGUCGAGGCUGGAGCGGCUGGAGGCGGUGACGGACGUGGAGAACGUGCGGUCGCAGAGGGUGCUGGAGAAGGCUGGCUUCAAGAGGGAGGGGGUGCUGCGCAGGUACAUCGCCGGCCGCGGCGGCGGCGAGGCCAGGGACGCGGUGAUCUACAGUUUCUUGUCGUCGGACCGCGCGUGACCCGCGCGUCGCGCGGCUCUGCUUCGGACAAGAACUCGGCAGGGAAUGACUCGAGCAGAGUGCUCUGUACCGUAUGUACACUUGUCGUCAAUCUGCACCGGUAAUUAGUAGCGAACGACGGCAUGCAUGAAACAGUUAUGUAUCCUGGUAGUGGUACAACAAUGCAACUUCCCCUGCAUCUUGGGGAAAUAUCCUACCAAGUUCAUAAAUUCCACAGCAAACAGUUUGAUUCCUUCAAAA